UUCUUCGUAGCAAGGAAUACAGGUUUUAUGGGAAAUAAAGAAUUCAUAAGAAUCUCUCUGGUUCUGAACAUUUGCGCUCGGGUCGUACCACCUUCACUUCCCCCAUGACACCGCUCUUAUCUAGCAUUGCUACAUUUCUGCCGGUCGUCGCAUUUUAACCUCCCCCAUCUUCUCGCUGUCUUCCUAUCCGACAUUGAAGACCGGGCUUGGAGAAGUCACCCUCAGCUAUCGAUAUGGAUGUAUGGCUGUCGCUUCGCUGCGUUAUGAGGGUCAUUCGCCCAUAGCGGGGGGAGUCAUACCGAAGUUUCCAAGAAAGGAAUGCUCAACGAUAUUGAAUGAAUGCGAAGACAACGGGGAAGGUACAUCGUCUUGUGCUGUGACAGUGUUGAUUUCAGGACGACGAUGAUAAUGAUGAUGGCCAGUCAGGGAAUCUUUUUCUGUCUUAUUUCCGGAUGUCUAGAAAAUCUCCGGCAGGCAAAGGUUUCCUCGUGAGCGCACUGCCCUAUGAUACUCCGAAUAUGACGGAAGUCGCGAGAGCCAUUAUCAUUUUGAAUACCAGGUUGGGUAGAGAACCUGUUGGUAGGUCGGAAACCACCUCAGCAGUCCCCCUGCGAUGUCCCACCGUGGAAUGUGGCCUGAUAUCUAUCACGGUCCUGCGCUUAUUACAAGAAACCGCCUCAGAAGCACAAGAACCAGGACCACCUCUCGGGACAUCAAGGUAUUCAUCCAUUAACAGGCACCCAAGCAUCGCCAUCAAUAACAAAAAUACACCCUUUGCCGGUGACGUACUCAUUUCCGAGAUGCACGCAGAGUCUUGGCCUUUACGCUGUCCCACGUUGCCUCUCAAUUAUCCUUCUGUACCGAUGCAUUCCACUCUACCUAGGGUAGAAGCUUACACACUGCCGGGAUGCUUCGCGGUUAUAAUUAUCAUAGGAACAUUCGUACAAUCACGGGUAGUACGUGGAUGACAUCUGGGGAGCACCUCGUUCUUCGUGGUGACUGACUCGUACUC
This is a messenger RNA of Desarmillaria tabescens, 1012 nucleotides long. RefSeq lists its product as uncharacterized. Bases 453 to 968 code for a protein of 171 amino acids. The record is from RefSeq and is a predicted model, not a curated record. Lineage: Eukaryota; Fungi; Basidiomycota; Agaricomycetes; Agaricales; Physalacriaceae. The transcript has 4 exons.